GUGUUUGUAUCCGAGUUAUGUACUUUCCCCUUUGUUUACAGUGUGUUGUAACAUGUCAGCAUAAAAUGUGAUCAGUAAAGAGCUGGGCUCCAAUGCAUUUGAGAAAAAAAAGACGAAUAUGCUUAUGCUUCUGUUUCUGCUACUGUGGGGUAGUGUGGGAGAGUCUUUUUCUGAAAACGGGGGACCCUACAAGAUCUGCAUCAAUGGUGACUGGACUGGAGAGUUGAGAUGCCUCAAGCCGUGCGUCGUGACAACGGAGACUAUGAGCGAGCACAACGUUACUCUCAGAUUUAGAAACCACAACAAGUUGUAUGCCGUCCACGAUGAGAGUAUCCAGUUCAGGUGUAGCGCAGGCACGACGCAGAGCGGCACGUCAGGGAUGCGUCGGAGGUGUAACGAUGGAGUACUUCACGUGCCCACUUGUAUGUGAAGCUUUCGAGCGCCGAUUGGGCAGCACCGUCAAAAAGUACCUUCAACGUGUGUAUUCGUCGAGUACAUGGGACGACAUUGGCGCGGAAAUAAUGAAUGUUGUCUGUCAGUUGCGGAGUAACUGGUAACAUUUUUGGUUGAGGAGAGAAAAAAAAAACACUUCCAGUAUAAUAAAAUAUGGUU
Molecule: messenger RNA, 612 nt
Organism: Hippocampus zosterae (dwarf seahorse)
Lineage: Eukaryota; Metazoa; Chordata; Actinopteri; Syngnathiformes; Syngnathidae
Product: complement factor H-related protein 3-like
Exons: 3
Coding region: 119-430 (103 amino acids)
Source: RefSeq, a predicted model, not a curated record